Molossus molossus (Pallas's mastiff bat) is the source of this 1590-nucleotide messenger RNA. RefSeq names its product activating transcription factor 1 (gene ATF1). Gene Ontology annotation, biological process: regulation of transcription by RNA polymerase II. The transcript has 8 exons. Gene Ontology annotation, cellular component: nucleus; ATF4-CREB1 transcription factor complex. The coding region runs from base 251 to 1183 and encodes 310 amino acids. Gene Ontology annotation, molecular function: RNA polymerase II cis-regulatory region sequence-specific DNA binding; DNA-binding transcription factor activity, RNA polymerase II-specific; protein binding. The record is from RefSeq and is a predicted model, not a curated record. Lineage: Eukaryota; Metazoa; Chordata; Mammalia; Chiroptera; Molossidae.
CCCUUCCCCGCCCCCGGCCUGGUGUAGAUCAUGCCGCCAGUGGCGGCCCUGACUGCCGAGGAAACGGUAGGCUAGGACAGUUGGCUGUUAAGUGACACUGAUUCUCCCCGCCCCGCUAGACCUUUGGAAAGAGGCACGUCCCCCGCCGCGUGACGGGGUGGGGAAAUAGGUAGUAAAUUCGGAUCCACCUGGGAGGGGGGAGUGGAAGUUCCCGCCCCGGAGAGUGGCAAGGCGACAGCCACAGUUGAUUAUGGAAGAUUCCCACAAGAGAAACACUUCAGAGACAGCACCUCAGCCUGGUUCAACAGUUCAGGGAGCUCAUAUUUCUCAUAUUGCUCAACAGAUGUCACUAAGAGGAUCUGCGCCAAUGACAGUUGUACCUCUUCCUGGAGAGCAAGUACAGGUUCAGGGGGUCAUCCAGACAGCUCAGUCUUCUGUAAUUCACCCACCACACGUGCAAACGGUAUCAUCUUUAUCAGAAAGUGAAGAAUCUCAGGAUUCAUCUGAUAGUAUAGGCUCCUCACAGAAAGCCCACGGGAUCCUAGCACGGCGCCCCUCUUAUAGAAAAAUUUUGAAAGAUCUAUCUUCUGAAGAUACACGGGGCAGAAAAGGAGACGGAGAAAAUCCUGGAGUUUCUGCUGUCACUUCUAUGUCUGUUCCAACUUCCAUCUAUCAGACUAGCACCGGACAGUACAUUGCCAUUGCCCCAAAUGGAGCCUUACAGCUGGCCAGUCCAGGCACAGAUGGAGUACAGGGACUUCAGACGCUAACGAUGACAAAUUCAGGCAGUACUCAGCAAGGUACAACAAUUCUCCAGUAUGCGCAGACCUCUGAUGGACAGCAAAUACUUGUGCCCAGCAACCAGGUGGUUGUACAAACUGCAUCAGGAGAUAUGCAGACAUACCAAAUCCGUACCACGCCUUCAGCUACUUCGUUGCCACAAACUGUGGUGAUGACAUCUCCCGUGACUCUUACAUCUCAGACAACUAAGACAGAUGAUCCCCAAUUGAAAAGAGAAAUAAGGUUGAUGAAAAACAGAGAAGCUGCUCGAGAAUGUCGCAGAAAGAAGAAAGAAUAUGUGAAGUGCCUGGAAAAUCGAGUUGCAGUCCUGGAAAAUCAAAAUAAAACUCUAAUAGAAGAGUUAAAAACUUUGAAGGAUCUUUAUUCCCAUAAAAGUGUUUGAUUUUUGAGAAAGAAAAUAUUUUGUGGACUUGCCUAAAAAUUAGAUGGAUUUUUUUUCUUUUUAGUGGCGUUUUAUAAAUUAAAAGGUCAAAAAUGAAGCUUUUAUUUAGGCUUUUGCAACUCAAAGAUAAAUGUCUUAUGCAAGAGAUCUGGUGACCAGAGGAUAAAGUGGAAAAUGACCUCAAGGAAGAUACUGGCACAACUGGAAGCUCUGUAAAAAUGAAACAUACUCAAGCAGCAGGAAAUGAACAUUCACCAAUUUGAAUUUUCUAAAUAAUGGUAGUUUGUCAAUAAUCCAAAAUGGCAGAUAAAAAAAAAAUGAAAUUUGGUAAAUUUAAAAAAAUAAAUCAAUUUAUCCUAUAGGUUUGUAUUUUGUACUGUUUCCUAAAAUUUACUUUUUCAAUUGUG